UGUCCGUUUUUCGUGAAAGUCGAGCCGCAAACGGCAGACUUGUGGUAAUGGAGUCAGGCGGUUAUCCAAACAAUGUAUUUUUUAGUGGAAUUGAUUUCCAGUUACCUGGAAAUGGAGGUCAAGAUUGCGUUAAUUUCUUAAGCAAUAGGCGCCGAAUUAUCGAGUCAAUAUUAGCUUUAGCUAUCAGUUGCCUUUUAAUUUCUUUUGGCUAUCGCCGUCUAAUUGUCCCCACGAAAACAACUAUCAUACGAAAAGAUCGCGGUGGCAAACGCUUUCUCCUUGUUGUUCUUUGCCUAGUUUUUGGUGUUGAGAUUGGAUUUAAAUUUGCUACACGAUCCCUCAUUUUCAUAUUAAAUCCUUGUCAUGUUACUACCAUGAUUCAGAUUUAUCUGUUGGCUGCACCACCUAGCCCACAAGUAACGAAAAUAUUUAGGAUCCAUGUCAAUUUUCUCAAUGGAGCAAUCCUAGCCUUGCUCUUCCCAGUAAUCAAUACUCGUCUGCUGACAUUUGAGACUGAAACCUAUUAUGUUCAACAUGUUGCGAUGUUGAUUGUCCCAUACUACCUUUUACGUCUUGGAGGUGUUUAUACAUUGGAAGAUGCCGGAGACUUUAGCUGGGCGAGCCUGUCGUAUGGUUUAAUGCUGUUUUACCAUUUCACUUUGCUUCAAAUCGUUGGAAUGUUAACAACAGUCAAUCUAAACAGCAUGAUUUGCCCUGCUGUUUCGGACCCUUUCUACGGACAACACUAUCGUGUCGCUGCCCUUGUGCAUCAAUUUAUAAUGGUGCCACUCGUAAGCAAAGCCUACCGCAUAGUCGCCUCAUAUUUCCUUACGCGACUGUCUUUCACAAAGGUCAAGGACAAGCUGGAGCAAGCGAUAGAAACUGAUUUGGCCUUCGGUGCCUACCGUACCUCUUCCAUUAGCUGCGUUUCAAAUUCUAACUUUCAUCCUUUAGCCAACAAUAGUGACAAAUGUUCGAAAAAGGAAUAGGUUCUUCACUAAUAUUGUCUCCUCGUCCCACGGGAAGAUGGGAAAAAAUCGAACAGAAAUAAUAGUCGCAUUCCAGUGUCACCGUAUUUGCGUAGAUGCUACGCCGCUAGAACUCUAGAGUUGGGGAAAAACUAAUAGUUUAUCAGGCGUUGAUGGGCGUCACUGUUCCCGGCGACCCCAAUCAGCUUAGCAUUAGUUUCUAAUCCACUUAACGAGUAAUUAAUUCUAAAUGGCUGUAUCCUCUUACCCGUCAAUGUGUGUCCCCGUACGCCCUUUCCGAAACGUAUUAAGUUGGCAUUAUAGCCCUCCGUCUGUCUAAUUCUUACCCAGAUUAGCAUUUUUCGUAAUUUAUUGUGCAUUGCCACGUACUUAUCUCGCAUAGGGAUAUUCUAAGCAGUUCGAGCAAGAACGAAUUUAACUGUGUUAUGGAAGCCUCGAGUCAAGUGUCAUUAUCGAUCUCGAUUGAAGGAAACUAGUGCUGAAAUAUUGGAAGAAAAAAUGAAGAAAAAUUGCCACAUCAUGAAUUAGUCGUCGUGAUCUAUCUUACGUGCUUUGGUUUGUCACCUACUAUGUCGAGAGUGAAAUACAUUAUCUCAUUACCAGUGUGA
Molecule: messenger RNA, 1597 nt
Organism: Daphnia carinata
Lineage: Eukaryota; Metazoa; Arthropoda; Branchiopoda; Diplostraca; Daphniidae
Product: transmembrane protein 164-like
Exons: 6
Coding region: 48-989 (313 amino acids)
Source: RefSeq, a predicted model, not a curated record